CAGUAUUUCAGUCGUCCUGCACUCCUGACUCCUUCAUGUUGACCUUGGUUCGUCGUACCUACGAGCAAAUGAUACCUCCGUACUCACAACAAUGGCUACCUCACGAGCCAGACUCAUGAAUGCAGCUCUUCCACCAAGUCCACCGCCCUCUCCGCCAAAAGUGAAACAAAGGCGCAAGAAACCCGACGACCCAUUCUACAGCAUUCCACUAACCCAGCCCAUACCACGGCCACCGUCGCCCGAGGAUGACGCCCAGGAGCCAGUUCAGUCGCGUGUAAAGACCAUGCUCCUCACACCCAUUCUAUUCAUAUCUUUCCUCUUAUCACUCUUCAUCAUUAAUCGCAGUGAUCGCGCCGCACGCGUCUCGUCUCAUCCUCAACCGCACCCUAGGGGCUUCAUCGCCUACCUCUCUCCCCGCGCCUGGCUGGACCCAGAGCCGUACCAAGAUCCAACCUCCACCGCAUGGGACACGGCCAGCCCUUCGUCGCGGAAGCCAGAUGCUGUAGUUGCGCAGGGUAAUGGAAACGGGAGGAAGAGAAGUUGGUUUGUGAAGAAGAAGCACCGUGCAGUUGCAAGGCUCCAGGUUGGAGAUGCCUUUGAGUUGCGGGGUUGGGUGGUAAUUGCCAUGCUAGUGUUUGGGCUGAUGAUUCUGGCUGGAGCGGUGUGGGGUUUGAAGCGGUUGAUCGGGUAGGGGUGCCCCUUUUAUGCAUGGCCAGAGUAUUUUGGGUUGUAUUGAUGACGGGACACUUCAUGGUUAAGCAAAGGUGUUGAUGCCACGAUUCGGGUCUUAAUAUUGGUUUUGUCGAAUGACUAUGUUACCUCAUGCAUUACAAUCGCCCGUAACGAAUAGGGUGCCAUUAGCAGAAGACCAACCAUCCGCCCUACCUAAGAACGCCGCCGGACCGAUAUAACCUUGCGGUAUCCAAACAUAAACAUAAACCUUGACUCCAUAUUCAAUCCGAAAUAAAAGCUUGCGCUGACGGCAC
Messenger RNA from Mytilinidion resinicola, 986 nucleotides. RefSeq lists its product as uncharacterized. The record is from RefSeq and is a predicted model, not a curated record. Bases 92 to 691 code for a protein of 199 amino acids. NCBI's taxonomy places the organism in Eukaryota, Fungi, Ascomycota, Dothideomycetes, Mytilinidiales, Mytilinidiaceae. The transcript has 2 exons.